AGAGAGCAGUUCUCAUCCGGCAUUGGAUCUUGGCACAUCAUGUUUCCCGCUCGCUUGGGUUCGCUUCUGCUCGUGGUUGCCGUUGUGGUGCUUCUGGUGAUCACCGUGGCCACCGUGUCCGCCGGAAAGCCGCGUCACCGAGCGACCAAUUGUCCGCCCAUCAAGCUGAAGCGCCAAUGGGGAGGUAAGCCAUCGCUGGGCCUCCACUACCAAGUCCGUCCCAUCCGCUUUGUGGUCAUCCAUCACACGGUCACCAGCGAGUGCAGUGGACUGCUCAAGUGCGCCGAGAUUCUGCAGAACAUGCAGAGCUAUCAUCAGAACGAACUGAACUACAAUGAUAUCAGUUACAACUUCCUGAUUGGCAGCGAUGGCAUUGUGUACGAGGGCACUGGCUGGGGACUACGGGGAGCCCACACCUACGGCUACAACGGCAAUGGCACGGGCAUAGCCUUUAUCGGCAACUUUGUGGAUAAACUUCCAACGGAGGCGGCUCUGCAGGCGGCCAAGAAUCUUCUGGCCUGCGGGGUGCAGCAGGGGGAGUUGAGCGAGGAUUACGCCCUGAUCGCCGGCUCGCAGGUGAUCAGCACCCAGAGCCCCGGACUGACGCUGUACAACGAGAUCCAGGAGUGGCCGCAUUGGCUCUCGAAUCCUUGAAAUAUCCCUAAAUAUCCUUUAAGAAGCCACCAAAAUUUCCAAAACUCUUCAAUAACCGAUUGGCAGAAAGCUGGAAUUAACAGUUAUCUUUGGCUUCCAAUCUAUCGAUCUAUCGGCUUGCACUGGAAACUUGUCGCUUCCUUUUUUUGUGAAAAAUAAAGCUAACUUUUUGUCUUAAAA
Molecule: messenger RNA, 834 nt
Organism: Drosophila biarmipes
Lineage: Eukaryota; Metazoa; Arthropoda; Insecta; Diptera; Drosophilidae
Gene: PGRP-SA
Product: peptidoglycan-recognition protein SA
Exons: 3
Coding region: 40-654 (204 amino acids)
Biological process (GO): innate immune response; peptidoglycan catabolic process
Molecular function (GO): zinc ion binding; peptidoglycan binding; N-acetylmuramoyl-L-alanine amidase activity
Source: RefSeq, a predicted model, not a curated record